This is a messenger RNA of Nycticebus coucang (slow loris), 4802 nucleotides long. It is a transcript of the gene SPATS2, whose product is annotated as spermatogenesis associated serine rich 2. Gene Ontology annotation, cellular component: cytoplasm. NCBI's taxonomy places the organism in Eukaryota, Metazoa, Chordata, Mammalia, Primates, Lorisidae. The record is from RefSeq and is a predicted model, not a curated record. The transcript is spliced from 12 exons. Gene Ontology annotation, molecular function: protein binding. The coding region runs from base 2553 to 4100 and encodes 515 amino acids.
AGACAGAGUCUCACUUUUUGCCCUGGGUAGAAUGCUGUGGCAUUACAGCUCACAGUAACUCAAAAUCUUGGGCUCAAAAGAUACUCUUGCCUUAGCCUCCCCAGCAGCUAAGACUAUAGGCGCCCACCAUAAUGCCCAGCUACAUAUAUAUGUAUUUUAUUUUGAGACAGUCUAUGGCGCUCUGGGUGAGUGCCAUGGAGUCACAGCUCACAGCAACCUUGGGCUUUAGCGAUUCUCUUGCCUCAGCCUCCGGAGUAGCUGGGACUACAGGUGCCCACCACAACGCACGGCUAUUUUUUGUUUAUAGUUGUCAUUGUUGUUUGGCAGGCUCGGGCUGGAUUUGAACUCAUCAGCCCUGGUGUAUGUGGCUGGCGCCCUAGGUGCUGAACUACAGACACCGAGCUAAUGCCCGGCUAUUUUUAGAGAUGGGUCUCGAUCUUGCUCAGGCUGGUCUUGAAUCUGUGGGCUCCACCCACCUUGGCCUUCCAGAGUGCUGAGAUUACAGGCAUGAGCCCAUGGUGCGGCCCUCUUGACAGAUUUUUUUUUUUUUUUUGAGACAUAGUCUCACUAUGUCGCUCUCGGUAGAGUGCUAUAGCGUCACAGCUCACAGCAACCUCAAACUCUUGGGUUUAAGCAAUUCUCUUGCCUCAGCCUCCUGAGCAGCAGGGCCUGCAGGCGCCCGCCACAACGCCCGACUAUUUUUUGUUGUAGUUGUCAUUGUUUUUAGCUGGCCCAAGAUGGGUUCGAACCUGCCAGCCCCGGUGUAUGUGGCAGGCACCCCACCCACUGAGCUACGGGCGCCGCCAACUUAACAGAUUCUUUUUUUUUUUUAGAGACAGAGUCUCACUUUAUCACCCUUGGUAGAGUGCCAUGACAUCACAGCCCACAGCAACCUCCAACUCCUGGGUUUUGGAAAUUCUCUUGCCUCAGCCUCCCCAGUAGCUGGACCUACAGGUACCUGCCACAACGGUCGGCUAUUUUGUUGUUGUUGUUGCAGUUUGGCUGGGGCUGGGUUUGAAACCACUACCAUCGGUAGAUGGGGGUGGCGCCCUGCUCACUGAGCCACAGGUGCUGCCCAACUUAACAGAUUCUUGAUCAGCAUAAAUGAGUGCCUCACACAUGUGGGACACUGGCUUGAAAGAUGCACAUGUAUUAAGAGAUGCUAGAUGGUUCCCGCGCUGAGGAGGUUGGGAGUCUUUCUUGGAAGACAGAGGAGUAUUUAACAGAAACAUUCGACGGCGGGCGUGGCUUACCACAGCCGUACAGUGGUAGACCCGGAGCCAAGCAGAUCAGAAAUCCGACCGUUCAGAAACUGACUUGGGCAGUGGGUGGAGCGGGCAACGCCCCGCCGGGACAGAGAACCUUCUUUCGCUCUGGAGGUUACCCUGCCCCAGGGGCGUCCUCCUCCUGACACCACCUCCUCGCCAGUCUCCUGGGACUCCCAGGAGGCUGAGCGACAGCGUUCGUCGUCGUUGGUAGGUCUCGAUGUUUCCUGCAACUGGUGGCUCUAAAAUGGCCUUGGGGACAAAAUUUGGGUCGGGAAGGAGGAAAAGAGGAAAGCGGCAUAAAGUCCCCCAGGUGGACUAGUCAGUGGCAAAAUGGAGGGUGGCCGGACAGUCCCGGCCCAGGCGAAGAGGAAAAAGUUGCGCGGGCGCGAGGUUUCUUUCAGGCGUCCGCCUUCGGCCACCUCCGGGACAGUUUCGGCUCUUUCCGUCAGUUCCCGCUCAGGCCCUCGGUGCCCCGCACGUGCUAUCCCGAGCCACACCGCCCGUUUUUGGGGGUGUAUGGGCCGUUCUGCACGCGGACCCGAACUUGUGUCCUACUCGUUUCCCCCCUUCCAUCUAGUUUAUCCCCGAUCCCACUCUUCCUGCUCCUUCCUUUUUUCAGUAAUUCUCAAUCCCCGGUGACGCCCUAGCUCCCAUAACUCAGGCGCGUGAGCUGGCGAGAUGCGAGAGACCAGGUCCGGAGAGGAGCGGUCACCAGACCUACAGGAACCCGCUCCUCCCUUCGAGUCUUUCCACUCGACGGUCUCCAGCGCGCGCGCUGCCUCGCUCUCGGAGCCGUGCUCGCGCGCCCGUUGGCUACAACGGCCUCGAGGUCGGCGGGCCGGGUUCGCGCCUACUCGAGCACGCGCCCUGCGCGCUGGCUGGCUGAUGCGCACGCGCCCGAGAGGGCUCCGGGGCGGGGCGGGGCGAGCAGCUAGCGCUCUGGGGAGAGUCGGUGUGGGUCCGCUGGCGCUUCGGCCCCCAGCCGCGGCUGAGAUCCCUGCCAGUUCCCCGGCCCGGGAGGAAAGCCGGGAAGGCGGUCGUGGGGGCAGGGCGGUGUCCGGUUCUCGGCAAGCUGAGGGAGGAGCGCGGCGACGGCGGCGGCUCUAGAAGAGGAGGAAAAGGAAGCGGAGGAUCUUUCCUCUUCUCAGACCCCGAAGCGUCUGGGACGUAGAGCCCGGAACGAGGGGGACGCGGCGACUGCGGUGCCCAGUCUGAGAUUCAUCAGGAUUCAUUUUUGAUUUGCAGUCCAAUACUGUACUGGCUCAGGGAGGAGCUUUCGAGAACAUGAAAGAGAAGAUAAAUGCAGUGCGUGCAAUAGUUCCCAAUAAAAGCAACAAUGAAAUCAUCCUGGUUUUGCAGCACUUUGAUAAUUGUGUGGACAAAACAGUACAAGCAUUCAUGGAAGGUAGUGCCAGUGAAGUACUCAAAGAAUGGACAGUAACAGGCAAGAAAAAGAACAAAAAGAAGAAAAGCAAACCAAAACCUGCAGCAGACACAAGUAACAGUAUCCCAGAUUCCAGUAAAUCAGUUUCCAUUCAAGAGGAACAGUCUAUGCCUUCCUCAGAGAAAGGUGGUAUUAAUGGUUACCAUGUCAAUGGUGCCAUCAAUGAUACUGAGUCUGUGGACUCACUCAGUGAAGGUUUGGAGACACUUUCAAUAGAUGCCAGAGAACUGGAGGAUCCUGAGUCUGCCACACCAGAUACGCUGGAUAGAACAGGAUCCAUGCAGGAGAAUGGUGUCUCUGAUUUGGGGUCCAAGUCUUUGUCUAUGUACUCUAUUCAGAAUUCUCAACAAUCCAGGAAUGCUGCCAAAUCUCUCUCAAGACCUACCACAGCUCCUCACUUUUCAAAUCUGGGGAUGGAAGAUGUUCCCUUCUCCUCCACCAAUAAAAAGUUAGGUUCCAAUAUUGAAAAAUCGGUAAAAGACCUCCAGCGCUGUACAGUGUCUCUUGCACGGUAUCGAGUUGUAGUUAAAGAAGAGAUGGAUGCUUCCAUUAAGAAAAUGAAACAAGCUUUUGCUGAAUUACAGAGCUGUUUAAUGGAUCGAGAAGUGGCAUUGCUUGCUGAAAUGGACAAAGUGAAAGCUGAAGCAAUGGAAAUUUUGCUAAGCCGACAAAAGAAAGCUGAACUUCUAAAGAAGAUGACUGAUGUGGCUGUUCGAAUGUCAGAGGAGCAACUGGUUGAGCUCAGAGCUGAUAUCAAGCACUUCGUUAGUGAACGUAAAUAUGACGAGGAUCUGGGGCGAGUAGCCCGGUUCACCUGUGAUGUGGAGACCCUAAAAAAGAGCAUUGAUUCCUUUGGACAAGUGUCCCAUCCAAAGAAUAGCUACUCGACCAGAUCCCGAUGUAGCUCAGUUACAUCUGUAUCCUUGAGUAGCUCGAGUGAUGCCUCUGCUGCUUCCCCUUCCACCUUUGCCUCUGCUCCCAGCCUUACAAGUGCUAACAAGAAAAACUCUACACCAGGCGAGACUCCUCCUGCCAUAGCAAGCUCCAGUGGCCGGCCCUACCAGCCGCAUCGGGAGGUAUUGCCGGGGAACAGACGAGGAGGACAAGGCUACAGGCCACAAGGGCAAAAGUCCAAUGACCCUACGAACCAAAGUCGACAUGACAAUGUGGGUCAUUACAGAAACAGCUCGUGGUAUUCAUCUGGUUCUAGGUAUCAGAGUGUUCUGCCCCAAGCACCAGAAAACACGAGUGAAUGGGGCCAGGCUCACUCUGCAGGGACCAGUGGAACUGGAGCCAGCGUGGAACCUAGCCCACCCAAGCCCUCAUUCAAAAAAGGGCUCCCCCAGCGCAAACCCAGGACCUCUCAGACGGAAGCCGUGAACUCCUGAGGGAAAUUCCAGUGGGCCUCUCUCUUCCAUCCUACACAAUUUAACUUGAUAACUGGACUUAGGAAACUUAUAGCUAGAUUUAAUGACAGAAAGAAGUUUAUGCAUAUAACUUUUUGUGCCAUUCUAAAUAUUUUUGGUUUCUUGUCUCCUUACUUCCUCUUUCCCAUUUUUGGAGAGGAAGCUGUUUUUUUUCCUUGAUCUUUCCCAAUAAUAUGGAUUUAUUCUGAUUGGUCAUUUCCACCAGGAAUCAGAAGCAACUGUUGCCAGGUUUCCCAAGGAUAACAACAUUAUUUCCAGUGCGCCAGGCCUCCUGCUGUCUAAGCUGUCUCAGGAGGAAGUGGGUCACAGCUAGUCAGUGGCCUUGCCAAUCUAAACCAAAGCCACAGAUGCCUGCUAGGUUCCCUCCAAAUAGUAGUUUGACAGGAGAGGCAAUGAGGGAAUUUCAUACUGCACUGGAUUAGCCAGAGAAGGGGAAACGUAAUUGGUGAAAAGGAGAGAAUACUAAGAAACGGUUGAGAAUCUGCCUCUAUCCCAGACCGUGCCUGAGAUUUGACACUGAGUUCAGGGUUUCAGUCUUCUGCUUGGUACCAUGGCUUAACCUGCAGUUUCUUCAAAAUGCCCAGAGCCUUGUUUCCUAUUACCUUAGAUUACAAACCAGUCUAGGGAAAUCUAAGGGAAAGUGCAUUUAAUUAAAGUUUAAAA